This is a messenger RNA of Trichogramma pretiosum, 1934 nucleotides long. RefSeq lists its product as uncharacterized. The record is from RefSeq and is a predicted model, not a curated record. Lineage: Eukaryota; Metazoa; Arthropoda; Insecta; Hymenoptera; Trichogrammatidae. Gene Ontology annotation, molecular function: protein binding. The transcript has 4 exons. Bases 238 to 1854 code for a protein of 538 amino acids.
GUCCUCGAUGUGCGAUUCGAAUCGCGCCUGCACUGCAGAUCGCAUCGAGUAGUGCGCACGGACGCCCGGGUCGGGACUCUCGAAUACACGCUUUUUUUUGUGUCGAGUCGUGUGGCACGAUCGCGCGUAUCCGUACGGGCGUUGUAUGCGUACGAUAAAAUAGAUCAGCUGCUGGUGCUGCUGCGACACGAUCGAGCUGAGUCCAAGGGCAUCGUCUUCAUCCUCGUCGUCGCAAUCAUGGCGUCGCGUUGCGCCAUCAAGCUCGGCCUGAUCCUCCACCUGCUGCUUCUGCUCGGAGCUCGGGCGCGCAAGAUCAAGCACGUCAGAUCGGUGAACCUCCAGCUCGGCGGCGACGACGGCCUCGGCCUCGGUCUCGAGAUUAACAACAACAACAACAACAACAACAAUCCGACCCCGAGGCCCGCCAGCUACGAGGAGUUCGAGCACGACGUCGUCAACGUGCCCGGGGGUGCCAACAACGAGGACCUCGAUCGGCUGCUCGAGGGCGCCAUGACCAUCAUCGAGAGCGUCAACGUGACGACCAACUCGACGGCGGCGAACGUCAGCUGGUCGUACACGGGCGCCCAUCCGUUCCAGUUCAACAUCGGCCUGUUCCUCGAGAGCGGCGUCCUGGUGCGCGAGUACGUGGUCACGGCGAAUCGCACCGGCUCCAUACUGGAUCUCGACUCGUGCGCCAAUUACACGAUCGGCGUCAAGGCGUUCGGCAGCAGCUCCAACGUCAUGUACGCCAACUUCGUCACCGGUUACGCGCCUCCGAUACCGUCGAAGAAUUACGAGAUCGCGGCGACGGGCCCGGACUCGGUGCACGUCAACUGGAAUCCACCGAUUCAGGCCUAUCAGUGUCUGCGCGAGUACGAGAUCCAUCUGGCGCUGCACGGCCACAGCGACCUCGAGAGCGUGGCCAGUUACUCGGUGCGCGAGACCGAGUUCGAGUUCAAGCGGCUCAACGCCUGCAGCAAGUACGACGUGCGCAUCUUCGCCGUCGACACCAAGUCCUACGUGGGCGAGCUGAUACGCGUCGAGACCAAUUACACCAAGCCGAAGCUACCUCGAGCCCCGGAACUGAGCGCCGUGGCGAGCUCCGUGAAGAAGAACUCGGUCUGGCUGGCGCUCAACGCCCUCGACACGACGAGCAACUGCUCGCUCACCUCCGUGGCUGCGGUCUGCAGCUUCGUCAGUACUCAGGGCUCGGGUUACGAGCUGCGCGACGCCAACGUCACGGUGGACGCGCCCCCGCCCGGCGCCACCAAUCUCAGCCAGCUGGAGAUUCUCGUGGAGGGUCUGAGCCCGUACUCGCGCUACGUCUGCCUGGCGCGCACCCACAACGAGGCCGGCGCCUCCGAAUGGAGCGAGCCCGUGCUCGUCGAGACUCUCGAGGAUCGCACCUCCAAGCCCGAGAAUCUCAAUUACUGGCGCGAUCAGAACAAUCUGAUGUCGUUCAUCUGGUCGGCGCCGAGCUACAGGCCGAGCCUCAUCGUGGCUUAUAGGGUGAAUCUCACCUGGUUCUCGCUCGAGGCCGGCAGCAAGUCGCAGGCGCCCGAGAACAAGAUGGCGAGUUACAUGGUGUCGGCGCCCCUGAAGAAGUUCACCAUCGUCGACGAGAUACCGAACUCGCACUACGUGUUCGAGGUCGAGGCCAUCUCGGUGUUCGGCUCGAGCGAGCCCGCCAGGGCCGAGUUCAACAGCGUCUCCAAGCCCAUCGAUCCGACGACGACGGCGAGCCCCGUUGCGGUGGCGGCCAGUCGGGACUUCAUCAACGACGUGGCCAAGCGAGCCAAACUCGCCGAGAAGGCGUCGGCCGUUUUUCUCAAGAAGUUCAGCAUCAAGUCGUAGUAGAGAAUGUUUUAGACUCGAUUAUAGCAAACGAGAUGUGUCGUUUUUAAAAAAGAAAUAAAGCGAAGCAAAUUGAUGAA